This is a messenger RNA of Stylophora pistillata, 3641 nucleotides long. RefSeq names its product myeloid differentiation primary response protein MyD88. NCBI's taxonomy places the organism in Eukaryota, Metazoa, Cnidaria, Anthozoa, Scleractinia, Pocilloporidae. Gene Ontology annotation, biological process: positive regulation of canonical NF-kappaB signal transduction; MyD88-dependent toll-like receptor signaling pathway. Gene Ontology annotation, molecular function: TIR domain binding. The record is from RefSeq and is a predicted model, not a curated record.
UGCAAGUGGGAGUCUUUUACGUCCCCCGUUUGUCCUCCAUUGCCUGGAUUGAAGAGCGACAUCUUACAGCUUUUCUCGUGGUCUGCGGGCCUUGUGCCCCUCAUGAUGGAAGCAUUCUUAAAGUUAAAGGGACCUUGGGGUAAGAAAUGGAAGAAAAGGAAGAAAAAACUACAACCGGCUAAUGGAGGCAAAAGAAGCAUACCUGACGGUGGUGAAUACGUGCCCUACUCCAACCCACCGCCGCCGAAUUCAGAUCCGAGCCCAGACGAAAUUCUUAAAGGCGGGGAAGAACCCAGCGCAAACAAUUCUGAAGAAAAUAAAACUGAAGAAUGCCCCACAACUGUAGAACCGACUUCAGCUGAUGAUAAAAAAUUGUUUAAAGAUAUCCCCCCUAAAGCUCUUGAACUACUGGUUAUUCAACUGCAACCUUUAUGUCCGUUUGGAAAGGACUACCGGUUGUUGGCUGACAAAAUGGGAUACAGUAAUGAGUACAUCAAGUAUCUUGAAAGCUCACCUAAACCAGUGAAUGAAUUGCUUAUGAAAUAUGCAAUAGAGGACCGAACAAUUGAAGAAUUGUUAUCAUUUUUAAAACAAAUAGACAGACCAGAUGUGGUAGAGGACCUUGAGCAAUUUAUAGAGAAAACACCUCCUCGAAGAGUACUUGAAGAACGAUUUCAGAAACCAAAGGUUGAAGAACGGAAAACAAUUCGUGCCUCUUAUGAUGCAUUCAUCUGCUUCGAUGAGAGAGACCGAGCUUUUGUGGAUGAACUUGUCAAGAUAAUGGAGAGUGAACCUUAUAAGCGUCAUGUGUGUGAGACCAGAAGGGAUCUCCUGCCUGGUGGUUCACGUUAUGAGGGUAGUGCCACGGCUAUCGAAAAAAAUUGUAGAAACGUGGUUCUUGUGUGGUCCAGGCAUUACGAUGACAGUGAUAUGGCUCGCUAUGAAUCAAAUGUAGCCAUGAGUAUGGCAACAGGAACCAACAAAAAAUUUGAAAUAAUUCCAGUUCUUAUUGAUGAUGGUUACAGAGAGAAUAUUCCUCGGUCCAUGUCUCAUUUUUAUUACCUCGAUUACAAUCGACUGGAAAAAGAAUUGUUCUGGAAUAAGCUGGCAAUGUCACUGGGCUGGAAAUCACCUGAUCAAUACUGAGAGCGUCGAGUAACAAACUCAACGAUGGACUUUCACCUUUAUCCGGAUCAAAGUCAGUUUUUGAGCAACUGCCCACUUACCCUUCCCCUAACAGUCAACAGAGAAUAAGUUAGGGGAGGAGUAGGUGUGCAGUUGCUCAGAAACUGACAUUGAUCCAAAUAUCCUAUGGCGCGAAAGGCAACAGGAAACCGCGUCAAACAAUCACUUCGUUAUGAAGACCUCCUUUUUGUGUCCCAAGUAAGAGUUACAUAAUUUUCUCAACUGACAAAUGGUUAUUGUGGUGAGGGACAUGAAGGUUAGAGCGUUUGUCGAUGGAAUGGCGUAAAACCGACAACUUUGUAAGAAGAGCCAGUGAAACUAAAACUAAUUAGUCUAACGCGGGCAUUUAAACGCGAGAGACCCAUUCCCAAGUUGGUUUGGGUUUGACAUCAGAUUCUUUGAGAAGGUGUGGGUUUUCUUUGUUUUCUCUUUGUUUUUUGUUUUUUUCCUGCAGCCAAUCACAAUUGAAGUUAGAGCAAUUUUAAAACGACCCCAGAGUAAUGAAGGAUUGCUUUGGUUCAGCUUCAUUGCGACAUGUGGUUAGUUCAGGAAAUUAAAGCCAUACGUCCACCAAUCAGACUCAGAGUAAAAACCAAUGGUGACUUGGUCAGUGGUCACCCUCUUUUUCCCGCGCAUUGAACCGUUUGUUUGUUUUUUUUUUUACGUCAUCUUUUUGUCUCUGUGUAAUUUUUUUCCUUUGUUUUGAUCGGCUGUUUUGGUUUAACAUUACCCAAUCUAAAUGCGCUCAAGUUCAAACCAUCGCGGUCAUCAAUUCUGCCUAAGGCUUACUUGAAAACUGUUUUAGCAUCGACUUAAUCCUGUGACACUGAAUUCGGCUACGGCUGGUCUCAUCUCAGCAUUUGUCAGCGAGAAAAGAAUAUACUUGCUCCAUAUAAAGUCACCUCUCGUGUAUUUUUCAUUAGAAAUUUGGUAGCUAUUGUAAAUAAAUUGAUAGGGGUGUUCUAGUUUGUUGUAUAUAUUAUAUAUAUAUCGUGAUGUUUUAUAUAUACUCAAUCUUUUAUGACUUACAUUAAUAUUUUUUAUUUCAAUGUUGUUUUCUUUUAUGAAUCCCGUGUGUUAUUAAAUGUGUAUGAUAUGUAUGAGUUCUUUUUAACCUUUUCGCUCCCGAGAUCCCAUCUGAAACUCUCCAUACUGACUGCCAUAAAAUCCUUAUGAUGCUAGUUUGGAGAAUUUGGUUUUGGAUCAACAAAUGAUCCGCUAAUUGGUAGUUUCUUCGAUUUCAUCACUUGUCUGCUUGCUAUUGUAUGGAUAGCAUGGUCAUUCUUGUGACGAGUGAAUGGUGAAUUGUGAAUGGUUUUAUUCGAUACCUUAAUAGCAGCAUGGGCUGAAUUGCCAAGGUUUACAAUGUUGUUAAGGUUGAAAUUAAAGCCAUACGAUCAGAUUCAGGGUAAAAACCAAUGGUGACUUGGUCAGUGGUCACCCUCUUUUUCCCGCGCAUUGAACCGUUUGUUUGUUUUUCUUUACGUCAUCUUUUUGUCUCUGUGUAACUUUUUUUGUUUGUUUUGAUCGGCUGUUUUGGUUUAACAAUACCCAAUUGAAAUGAUGUUGAUGGUCUGUUUAUCAGGUGUAGUUGGCAUGUAAGAGUUUGGAGUGUUUUAGAUGGGAAACUUUUUAUGGAGAGUAAUCAUUUUAUUUUGGCCAGAUGAGGAAGUACUUGUAAUAAGACGGGUUGUUAAUAACCAUGGGCCGCAUUCCACCUGCUAAUCAGAAAAGUACUCUCCCCACCCUCAGUAAAAGCCUCCUUUUGGGGGGAGGGGGUUGAUGUGUGAAAUCCCAAGGAACGGCCGCGAAGCAAACUACUAGCAACCUUGGAUGGAACGCAUCAAGUCGAGGUUUCGUGGUAAACUUCCUUAGGAAAAAAUGAGGGGAACAACAGUUUUCUCUCUUUCCACAGAUUUUGAUUGGCUUUCACUUCUUUUAUUUUGAAUUUUUAUGACAAGUGGGUCUCAUUUGUGACGUCACUUUGAGAUGAAAAUGAAUGGGAGAAAGAAAGGAAAACAUCGUUUGAAAUUACGUUGAUUGCAGGUUCAUGCCUCGCGUUCAUGUCUUCAAUCCAAGGCAAGGAUUAUUGGUUAUUGGUUAUUCUGUUUAGUUGUUUAAGUUUGGUGAAAAUUACAAAUUGUAAAGCUGAAACUUCUCUCUGGCUUGAUUAUUGAACGUUCCGAACAUAGGAAUCACGCAAAUAAGUAUAUGGGAUGGGACGUGUUUAAGUUAAUAGAAUUUACUGCACAGUAAUCACCCUCAAUUUUUUGUACAUCCAUGAAAUUCUUUACUGUUCCUGUUUUUUUUUUUUUUUUGCUUUAGCUUUGUUGUGUUCUGGUCAAGUUUUGUUUUCUUUUUUUCUCUUCGUUUAUCCAACAUCUACUUUAUUUUCGCUGUUAUUAUCAUAUUUUACUUUAAAAUACCAUGGCCUGUGAAUAAACAGAAGUAUUUCA